AUGACUACAGUAUAUGCCUGCAAAGGAUUCCAAAAGGUUCCUGUGAAAAUGGCGCCUUCUGCGCCGCUACAAGAGGUUGUUCUUGCCUCUUACCAAAAGUUAGGAUUUUCAGAUUGGAAUCGCCUGGAACUACUGCAUAAUGAUAAAAAACUGGAUCCUUCACUUCAAAUGCGACAUUCUGGACUUUUGCAAGGGUCAAAGUUAACAGUGAAGGAGACACAAAAACCAUUGAACGCGUCACAUGGAUCCUCUACAGCAGCGGGCAGACAACUCAAAGUUGCUCUUCAAAUGCCUGGAUUUCCGAGAGUUGUGGAUCAAAUAUCGUCACAGGAUACUUUGUUCCAUCUGUUGGAUCGACAUUCUUUCCUUUCAAAUAUAGACCACGUCCUAAUCAAUGGGCGAGCUUAUGGUGCAAACGAGUUCUCGCAACCAUUGUCAUUCUUUGGCUUGCAUGAAGGUAGUGUUCUAAUUCGUCUAAUCCCCAAGUCAAACAAACCUGCUGUAGACACUAAAAAUCACGACACAAUGUUAACAACAUCGCCCAGUCCUAAGGUAGAUACCAAGCCAUCAGUUUCACCUGAAAACACCGAUUCUCCGCAAAGUUUGGAACAUGUUCAAGAUAUUCCCGAUGUAGCUGAUUCAGCACCAGAUAUUCCUCUAGAUACAGAAACCUACGAAGCUAAACCUUCCAAUGUUGUCUCAUCACCUAAUUACGAACCCUCGAAUUUGGGAAAUGAGGAAACUGUGCCUGAAACUCAAAUGGAGGCAAGUGCACCUGCUACUGAUAUUCAAAGUUCAAGUCUGCAGAUGCCGUCACAAACAGCUGAUGUUAAAAAAUCAAAACAGUUCAAUAACAAAAAUAUUCUGGGAUCUAUGAUGAGUAAACUGAAAACAGGAAAGCAAAAGGAAAAGGAGCAGAACGGAUAUGAUUUGGAGCCCAGUAAAAGCCAGUUGGAACUUUACCAAAGUAUUCUUCGUAAAAGAGCGAGUCAACCUUCUCGGACCAUUAGCUCAAAUAUCCCAAAAUCUCCCCCUUCCACGGCGACUGUAAAAUUUGACUUUGGUGAUGGCAAGCCCCUUUUCCAUGAAUUUUCUAAGGAAGAGAAGAUUCAUGACCUUCAUGAUUUUGUCGCAUCUCACUUGCCUAAUGGAUUCCCUAGUUCAUUUUCACUCACAUUUAGUAACUACGAGCCUUUGCCUACUUCCGGACGUGUCGUCGAAUACAUAGGACGUGCAAUCGUCCGUGUUCAUCCAAAAUGA
Schizosaccharomyces cryophilus OY26 is the source of this 1260-nucleotide messenger RNA. Its product is annotated as UB Xdomain protein Ubx4. The record is from RefSeq and is a predicted model, not a curated record. The transcript has a single exon. Gene Ontology annotation, molecular function: protein binding. Bases 1 to 1260 code for a protein of 419 amino acids. Lineage: Eukaryota; Fungi; Ascomycota; Schizosaccharomycetes; Schizosaccharomycetales; Schizosaccharomycetaceae.